Molecule: messenger RNA, 820 nt
Organism: Cucurbita pepo subsp. pepo (vegetable marrow)
Lineage: Eukaryota; Viridiplantae; Streptophyta; Magnoliopsida; Cucurbitales; Cucurbitaceae
Product: CASP-like protein 1C1
Source: RefSeq, a predicted model, not a curated record
UGUAGCAAACGCCCAAAUCUCCAAAUCUCUAGCAGUUCGUCAAAAUCCAAACCCAAUACGCCAUUGUUCACCAACCCUUUUAAUUUCCUUCCCCACACCUCACCAUUUUGGCUCCCAAAUGGGCGGUGGCGAUGACAGUUGAGAAUCCUCAACGACCCAUUUUAAAAAUCACUUCAAAAACAGAGCACCCACUCCCACAAUCACCUCCCAUUUCUUCAAUGGGCAAGCCCAAGAGAAUUUGCUUGCUUCUAUUGAGGCUUCUUGCUUUGGGCUCGACUCUUUCUGCCGCCAUUGUUAUGGCCGCAAGUCAUGAAGAAGCCAGGUUUUUUAGCCUGUCUUUUGAAGCCAAAUACACUCAUACACCAGCCUUCAAGUACUUCGUGAUUGCAAAUGCUAUUGCGAGCGUUUAUGGGUUUUUCGUGCUGUUUCUUCCGGCGGAGAGCUUGCUCUGGCGAUUAGUGCUCUGUUUCGAUGCGAUAUUGACGAUGUUGCUGACUUCGAGCAUCGCGGCGGCGCUGGCGGUGGCGCAAAUAGGAAAGAAUGGGAAUUCAUACGCCGGAUGGCUUCCAAUAUGCGACCAAGUGGCGAGUUAUUGUAGGCAAGUCAGUGGAGCUCUGGCUUUAGGCCUCCUUGGACUCCUUGUUUACCUCUUGCUUCUUCUCUAUUCUCUUCACUCUCUUUUGGAUCCUCUUCUUUUGAAAAAGACUUGACACAAACCACACACAAUUUUCAACUUGGUCUGUCUUUAGGCCAUGUUUUGUAAAAGGGUUAGCCCUUUUCGAGCUUUUUCUAUACCGAAAUAAACCCCGAUUGACUCGAU